AUGAUGCAUGCCAGGACUCUUACGCGCGCAUCGCGCCCCAUUACAAAAUGCACACUGCUGCAGGCCACGCGCUUUUCGAGCAAGUGGGCCAAGGUCCCGGGCGGCCCGCCGGACCCGAUCCUUGGCGUGACCGAAGCGUUUAAGCGUGACUCAGACCCGCGCAAGAUCAACCUCGGCGUCGGUGCCUACCGCGACGAGAACGGCAAGCCGUACGUGCUUCCAUCCGUGCGCGAGUCAGAAAAGCGCUUGGUGUCCGAGAAGCUAGACAAGGAGUACCUGCCCAUUACGGGCUUGGCGUCCUUUGACAAGCUCGCUGCGGAACUUGCCUACGGCGAGGACAGCAAGCCGCUAAAAGAGGACCGUGUUGCCAAGACGCAGUCCAUUUCUGGCACCGGCGCUCUGCGUAUUGCCGGAGAGUUUCUGUACCGCAUGUACCCCGGCAAAAAGACGGUCUACGUGCCUACACCGACAUGGGGUAACCACAUCCCCAUUUUCAAAAAUUCGGGUUUUGACGUGCAGCACUAUGCGUAUUACGACAAAGAUACUGUAGCCCUUGAUUUUGAAGGCAUGGUCCGUGAUAUCAAGAAUGCGCCGGACGGCAGCAUCAUUCUUUUGCACGCGUGCGCGCACAACCCUACUGGCGUCGAUCCGACGCAGGAGCAGUGGCGGACGCUCUCCAAGGUGCUCAAGGAAAAGGACCACUUGCCGCUUUUCGACAUGGCAUACCAGGGCUUUGCGAGCGGUGACGCUGCGCGCGAUGCGUUUGCCGUGCGCCACUUUGUCGAGCAGGGCCACGAGAUUGCUCUGUGCCAGAGCUUUGCCAAGAACAUGGGCUUGUACGGCGAGCGCGUCGGCAUGUUUUCCAUUGUGACUGCGAGCCCCGACGAAAGGGACCGCGUCGAGAGCCAGCUCAAGAUCACUGUGCGUCCCAUGAUCUCCAAUCCUCCGCUGCACGGCGCGCGUAUUGCCGCGUUGAUUAUGGGCGACGCUGGCAUGCGUUCCCAGUGGCUCGCCGAGCUCAAAGGUAUGGCUGACCGCAUUAACACGAUGCGGUCCACGCUCAGACACUUGCUUGUAGACGAGCACGGCUCGAAGCGCAACUGGGACCACAUUACAAACCAAAUCGGCAUGUUUGCUUUCCUUGGCAUCACGCCGGAACAGGUGUCGCAGCUUUUGCGCGACCAUCAUGUGUACCUCACCAAAGACGGCCGUAUUUCCGUCGCGGGCAUUACCGAACACAACGUGCGGCACUUGGCCGAUUCGAUCUACAAGGUCACUGGCUAA
Molecule: messenger RNA, 1284 nt
Organism: Malassezia vespertilionis
Lineage: Eukaryota; Fungi; Basidiomycota; Malasseziomycetes; Malasseziales; Malasseziaceae
Gene: AAT1
Product: aspartate transaminase
Exons: 1
Coding region: 1-1284 (427 amino acids)
Biological process (GO): L-aspartate catabolic process; biosynthetic process
Cellular component (GO): mitochondrion
Molecular function (GO): L-aspartate:2-oxoglutarate transaminase activity; pyridoxal phosphate binding
Source: RefSeq, a predicted model, not a curated record